GCUCCGUUUGCUGGACGGCCAGACAGAACCACCCGCCGAACAGACAGGAACCGCCCACCGGACACACCAUGGCGGACAGCACCCCACAGCUGAAGCGCAAGAGGGAGGGCGCCGACGCCCAGCGCAAGAAGGCGAAGACGCAGCCGAAGAAGCCAGACGCCGGCGCGGCCCACGACGCGGAAGUCGCUGCACCCAAAUCGACGCCCAAGUCCAAGCAGACGCCCAAGCCGGCCCCGAAAGCGAAGGACGCGCCCGCGAAGGCGAAGAAACAGAAAGGCGCGGCCGACUGGGCUGUCUCGCCUGCCCAGGGCGGCUGGUUCCUGGCCCGCGACCCGGUCUUCUCGGCGGAUGAGAAGUUCGUCUUGCUGGCCACGCAGAAGGCGCUCGAGAUCUACGUCGCCGAGUCGUCGCUGCUGGCCUACAAGCUGCCAUUGAGCGGCGCGGGCGAGGUCACGGCAUAUGCCCUGUCGGCCACCGACCCCAACCGCGUCUACGUCGCCGAGUCCACCGGGCUGAUCACACUGUGGGACUGGGUGUCCAGGCGCAAGCUCGGCCGCUGGGACAUUGGCGCUACGGUGCGCAACAUGGCCGUGGUCACCCACUCGGACGAGGACCUCGUCUACUGCCACGAGCCGGGCAAGAGCCACAUCGUCAAUGUCCACGCCCUGCGCACCGGCGCCCAGGCCUCGACCACUGAGCUCAAGCCCAUCCUGAAGACCAGCGCCAACAUCCUGGACAUACAGGUCUUGCUGCAGGGCAAGUUCGUCGUCGUGGCCUGCGGCGACUCGCUGAUGGUCGGCAAGCGCCAGAAGCAGGCCAAGACGGCGGUGCAGGACUUCGAAUACCUGUGGCGUGAGCUGAAGUUUGCCCAGCGCAUCACCGCCUUCAACGCCUACGUCCGCGACCCCGCCGACGUGGCCGGCACACCCGCGAAGUCUGCCCAGGGCCCGCGAGACGUCAUCGACAUCGCAAUCGGCGACAUCUCGGGCGCCCUCCUCCUGUUCGAGGACAUUCUGGCAAGCUUUGCCUCGAUCGAGACGGUGCAGAAGGCAGGGAAGACCAAGGCAGACAGUGCUGAGAGCCUGAAGCCCAAGAAGCUGCACUGGCACCGGGACGCCGUUGCAUCGGUCAAGUGGUCUUUGGAUGGCAACUAUGUCAUUUCUGGAGGCGAUGAGACCGUCAUCACAAUCUGGCAGCUCGCGACCGGGAAACCGCAGCACUUGCCCCAUCUCACAGCAGCCAUCGAAAACAUCGUAGUCUCGUCCUCGGGCACUUCCUACGCCGUCACUCUGGCAAACAACUCCGUCAUCGUACUGUCCACCAGCGAGCUCGAAGCCAAGACCAACAUCGUCGGCAUCCAGUCUCGCCGAAUCGAGAUCGAGCAGCUCCCCAAGAACGCCGACGCAGAGUCAGCGCCUGCAAACUACGACGUCUUCCAGCCGGUGCCCCUGGCCGUCAACCCGAUGAACCCGUCAGAGGUCAUGUUUACCGUGCCCUCGUCACAGCCGCGUCACCGAACCGAAGGACUGCGCCCCGAGCCUUACUUACAAACGUAUGAUCUUGCAAACCAGCACGCCGCCUCGAAGCAAGCCCUCACUCGAAACAACGCCACCGACCCGAAUCUGACCCCAGAAGGCCGGCGGAUCCUCGAACCCACAGUGACCCUGGCGCAAGUCAGCCACGACGGCGAGUGGCUUGCUACUGUGGACGAAUGGACACCGCCCCAAGCCGACACUUCCUACCUUGACGAGGGCAUUCCCGAGUUCCGGGAAGAGGAGCGUAUCCAUCGCCGUGAGGUGUACCUCAAGAUCUGGCGGAGAGAUGGGCACAGCGGGCAGUGGAAGCUCGAGACCCGUUUAGACGCCCCGCAUUUCUUCAGCGAUAUAUCUGCCAAUGGCAAGGUAUUUGACUUGAUCGCCGACCCCACCGCACCAGGCUUUGCUACAGUCGGAGAGGACCACUUCGUGCGAGUAUGGAGACCGAAGACCAGGCUAAGAGAUGGCUUGGUCGUACGUGGGGCUGAGAAGCAAGGCCUCGUGACUUGGUCGCUCGACUGCUCGGUCGAAAUCAGCGACAAGCUCGAUGUGCUUGAUGCUGGCGCGAAUGCACAACAGACUCUGCCACUACGGAAUUCGCGCUUAGCAUUCUCCGCAGAUGGCUCGGUCAUCGCAGCUGCCAUUUCAUGGGCUUCAGACGAAGACCCGGGCGUUGUCCACCUCAUCAACGCCAACACCACAGUCAUUCAGCGUUCCUUGACCGAGGUCGAUGUUGUUGCACUCAGCGGUCUCGCCAUCCUCGACCAACACCUGAUCGUUGUUGGCGACUCGAUAACAGUCUGGGACAUGGUCCGAGAUCAGCUGCUGUACUGCGUACCCGUCAACACCCCCGGCAUCGACCGAUUCGACCGCAUCCCGCUCGUGAAGCUUGCCGUCAACGAGACUGACAGCACCUUCGCCGUGACACUACCGCGCUUCGAGAACAGCAACGCCCGCUUCCAGCGCGCGUCGUCAACAACCCAGAUCUUCAAGCCCCAACACGCAGGCGCCCUGUGGUCGGCCAAGAACCCCACCAUCACCCUCGCUCUCGCCUCCCGACACAGCGCGAGGGGCUACAUCACCCUCGACUCGGCCGCAAACAUCCGCGUCAUCAGCCCCACCAGCAGCACCGCCCAGCUGCCCACGCCUCCCCCCGAGGACCCCCCCCCGCAACCCACAUAUACCCCCGCCGAGGCCAGCACGGACGCCGAAGACGACGCCGUCCUGGCGCUGCCAUCCAUCGACGCACUCCUGCACAGCGAGGACGUCGACACCGUCGUCGUCAAGCCCGAGCAGCUGCAGCAGCUGUUCGAAGAGAGCGGGCAGAGCCACGCGACGGGCUCGCUGAGCGCGUUGUUGAGCAGCGUUGUUGCGCUGCAUCAGAAGCGUCCCGCUCUGCCGUUGAGAUAGCGCGAAAUAUGAUUCCUUUUCGACUUUACACUCUUGAGACACGAAUGCGCUGCCGUUGAUUGUGAUGUUUUGCGCUUUUUGCUGAUAAAGCUUGUCAUGGGGCCGAUAACGCGGACGGCUAUACUAUGGUAUUGUUGGUAACAGAUAUUCAAUCGACAUGAUCAUCCACAUAUCAACGACUAUACUGCUGUAUGCGAGAGUCGCAGGGAAGAGCUAGAUAAAAACCUG
This is a messenger RNA of Boeremia exigua, 3173 nucleotides long. RefSeq lists its product as uncharacterized. Gene Ontology annotation, cellular component: nucleolus. Gene Ontology annotation, molecular function: RNA binding; protein binding. Lineage: Eukaryota; Fungi; Ascomycota; Dothideomycetes; Pleosporales; Didymellaceae. The transcript is spliced from 2 exons. The coding region runs from base 69 to 2945 and encodes 958 amino acids. The record is from RefSeq and is a predicted model, not a curated record. Gene Ontology annotation, biological process: positive regulation of transcription by RNA polymerase I; positive regulation of rRNA processing.